UCCAGAUUCAAGUGCCGCCAAAACCAUUUCCUACGCUUUCUUUGUUCGUCGCGUUCCGUUCUUCUUCUCUGUGUUUUCCGGCGCUAUUCGCGAUUCUUCGCCGGAGUUUUCAAUAGAAUGGCCGUCAAAAGCAAGAUUCUGUUCAUCGGAAGCACCGGCUAUGUUGGCAAGUUCGUGGUGGAGGCGAGCGCUAAGGCUGGGCAUCCGACCUAUGUUCUUCUCCGAGAUUCCACUCUCUCCGUUCCUGCCAAAUCUCAGAUCAUCGCCAAUUUCAGGAGCUUCGGCGUCAAUUUUCUCUCUGGCAAUAUGUACGAUCAUGAGAGUCUGGUUAAGGCGAUAAAACAAGUGGAUGUGGUGAUAUCGACCGUCGGUCACGCUCAGUUAGCCGAUCAAGACAGAAUCGUCUCUGCCAUCGUAGAAGCCGGCAACGUUAAGAGAUUUUUGCCUUCAGAGUAUGGGAAUGAUGUGGAUCGUGUCCAUGGCGUGGCGCCAGCAAAAUCAGCCUUCGCCGCAAAGGCUAAAAUCCGGCGAGCUGUGGAGGCUGCUCAAAUUCCCUUCACCUUUGUCUCCUCCAACUUAUUUUCUGGUUGGUUCCUUCCCAGUUUGGCUCAGCCUGAAGCUUCAUCUCCACCCAGAGAUAAAUUUGUUAUCUUAGGGGAUGGAAAUCCCAAGGCUAUAUUCAACGAGGAACAUGACAUAGGGACGUAUAUUAUGAGAGCUGUGGAUGACCCAAGAACUCUGAACAAAAUCCUCUACGUCAGACCCCCCAAAAACAUCAUCUCUUUCAAAGAUCUUGCGUCCCUUUGGGACAAAAAAAUCGGCAAAACCCUCCAAAAAAUCUAUGUUCCUGAGGAACAAGUGUUGAAGAAUAUCGAAGAGGCUCCAUUUCCACUGAAUAUGAGGCUGUCAAUAUUUUACUCAGUUUUUGUAAAGGGAGAUCAUACCAACUUUGAUAUUGAACCAUCAUUUGGAGUGGAAGCCACAGAGCUGUAUCCGGAUGUUAAUUAUACAACUGUGGAUGAAUUUCUCGAUCGCUUUGUUUAAAAGCACUUUCUGUGGGGCAAAACCAAAAGGUUUUUAUCUGCUCACAUCUAAUCUAAUUCAAUAAGAGCUCCGAUGGUUCUUAAAAUUUUAGAUUUAUUACAAAAUAGUUACUAAAUAAGGUGUAAAUCAGGAGAAUUGAAAGAGAAUGCGUUCAAAUUCUAUGAUGGUCAUCUAUCUCAUAAUUAAUUUUCUA
Messenger RNA from Momordica charantia (bitter melon), 1237 nucleotides. RefSeq names its product phenylcoumaran benzylic ether reductase Pyrc5. Lineage: Eukaryota; Viridiplantae; Streptophyta; Magnoliopsida; Cucurbitales; Cucurbitaceae. The record is from RefSeq and is a predicted model, not a curated record. Gene Ontology annotation, molecular function: oxidoreductase activity.